This is a messenger RNA of Eimeria mitis, 3495 nucleotides long. RefSeq lists its product as uncharacterized. Gene Ontology annotation, molecular function: transcription cis-regulatory region binding. Gene Ontology annotation, cellular component: nucleus. Bases 1 to 3495 code for a protein of 1164 amino acids. Gene Ontology annotation, biological process: regulation of transcription by RNA polymerase II. The transcript is spliced from 9 exons. The record is from RefSeq and is a predicted model, not a curated record. NCBI's taxonomy places the organism in Eukaryota, Apicomplexa, Conoidasida, Eucoccidiorida, Eimeriidae.
AUGGAGGCUCUAGCAGACGGCCCGCAGUGGCAGCAGCCGCAGCUGCAGCAGCAAAGUCUGCAGCUGCUGCUGCUGAAGGCGAAGCUGCUGCACCGCUUGCAUGCAUCGAAUGAGCCGGAGCAGCACCCGGGUUUAUCCAGAGACGAGCUGGCGAAGGAAGCAGAGUCAGUGCUGCGGACGGUGCUGCUGCUGCAGCCUUUGUAUGGCCCCGCCUGGCUGUGUUGGGGGAAGCUGCACGACACCCUAUUCUUAGCAGCUCUGAAGCAGCGGCAUCACCAGCAGCAGAUGCUGCUGCAGCAGCAGCAGCAGCAGCAGCAGCAGCAGCAGCAACAGCAGCAGCAGCAACAGCAGCAGCAGCAGCAGCAAAAUACAAACCCGCAAGCCAUGCAGCAAGAUGCACCCACAACAGACUCAACCAACAGCAGCAACAACAACAACGGCAACAACAACAGCAGCAGCAGCAGCAGCAGCAGCAGCAGCAGCAAGAACGACAGCAGCUAUUCAGAUGUUACAGAUUGGGCCGCGCUGCAGCUGCAUCUUGCUGCAGCAGUAACGGGAUAUGUUAUGGAUAUACAGCUCAGGCCAGCAAAGAGCUCGCUGUAUAUGUCUAGGGUUUUGUGGUUGCUGUCUUACGAUGGAGAUACACGUCCCCCUUCUGCUGCAGCAGCAGCAGCAGCAGCAGCAACAGCAGCAGCAGCAGCAGCAGCAUCUCCCUUGGAUCCUGCAGUAGCUGUUGCUGCUGCUUUUGCUGGGGCCCCCGUUGAUGCUGCUAGCAACCCAGCAGCAGCAGCAGCAGCAGCUGCUGCUGCUGCUGCUGCUGGCUUGUCUUCACCUGCUGCUCCGAACGAUACGCCGCAGUCCUCAGGAAGCGGCGGGGGUGGUUCUGCAGCAGCAGCUCCAGCAGCAGCAGCAGCAGCAGCAGCAGGAGCAGCAGCAGCAGCAGCAGCAGCAGGAGGAGGAGCAGCAGCAGCAGCAGCAGGAAGAGAAUCCUCACUCUGUCUUCGUGUAUUCAGACAGCUCAUGGGCAAAUGCACGCAGCCGCAGCAGCUGCUGCCGUGGCUCCCCCAGAUGCUAACAGGGCUUGAGAGACCUGAAGCAGCAGAGCUGGAGCGGCUUCUGUACGCGCUGCUGCUGCAGGCGCCGCAGCAGCUUUACUUCGACAUAAGAACGGCUUACUUAGAGAAGAGAGAGCAGUAUGCGCAGCAGCAGCUGCUGCAGACGUUGAAGCCGCAGCAGCAGCAGCUGCUGCUGCAGCACCAGCAGCAGCAGCAGCAGCAAAGCCUCACACUACUCUCCUGGCUGAUGACUGUAUUCAGAGCUUCCUUUACACCCCAAUGCAUCGCUCUAGAUCAUCUUGCAGGCAAGCAUAAUCAGGAGGAGCUGGUAGCGCAUGCAAAACCCUCAACAGUAGAUGAGAUAGUAUGCGCUGUACGUACACUGCUGCAGCAGUGUUUAGAGGUGCCGCACGGCGUGUCUUUGCUGCCAGCAGUAGCAGCACAGUUUCUCCGUGUUAAUAUUGUUGCUAGGUUUAGGAGUAGAUACGGCACCGAUCCUCCUCCUCCUGCUGCUGCUGCUCCUGCUGCUGCUGCUGCUCCUGCUGCUGCUGCGGGUGGUGGUGGUGGUGCUGCUGGUGGUGGUGGUGCUGGUGCUGGUGGUGGUGGUGGUGGUGGUGCUGGUGGUGGUGGUGGUGCAAGCAGCAGCAGCAAGGGGAGUAGUAGUAGUAAUAGUAAGAGAGGAAACAGCAGCAGCAGCCGCAGCGGUUGCUGCUGCGGUGGUGCUGCAGCAGAAGCAACAAGAAGAAUGAUGCGUACAUUAUGGCCUCUAUUUAAACAAGACUUCGACUUUGCUGAUUCCCCCCCAGCAGCAGCAACCAGCAGCAGCAGCAGCAGCAGCAGCAGCAGCAGCAGCAGCAGCAGCACCAGCACCAGCAGCAGCAGCACCAGCACCAGCACCACCACCACCACCAGCAGCAGCGGAAGCAGCAGCAGCAGCAGCAGCAGCAGCAGCAGCAGCGGGAGCAGCAGCGGUGUGGGUUUAUGUGAGGUGAUAGCGAAGCUAAAGAGAUGGAAGGAUUACUUAACUAUGCGGGCGCAUGCAUAUUGCAUGCAGACGCCUUUAGAGGAUAUUGGGGCUUCUUUAUGUGACGUUUUUUUACGUGUUAGUGUAGAUAUAGAGAUACCUGGUGUUCGGCUGCUGCAGCUUACAGACGGUGGUUUGCUGCUGCAGCAGCAGCAGCAGCAGCAGCAGCAACAACAACACUCCCAGCAGCAGCAGCAGCAGCAGCAGCAGCAGAGGCCUGCUAUACUCAGCAGCAACACACAGCAGCACCAGCAGCAGCAGCACCAGCAGCAGCAAGGGGUGAUGAGCGGUGGAGGGAGCAGCAGCAGCAACAGCAGCAGCAGCAGCAGCAGCAGCAGCAGUGUGCGACGACUGCCGCAGCAGCUGCUGCAGAUACUUACAGACAGCAGCAGCAGCAGCAGCAGCAGCAGUGUGCGACGACUGCCGCAGCAGCUGCUGCAGAUACUUACAGCCCCAGGAUUCUGUCACGAUGAGGAGCAGCAGCAAAUGCUUAACCGCAUACUGGAGCUGCAGCCGCUGGACCCUGCUGCUGCUGCUGCAGCAGCAGCAGCAGCAGCACCUGCUGCUGAUAGUUCUGCUGCAGCAGGUGCUGCUACUGGUGCAGCUCCUGCUGCUGCAGCAGCAGCAGCAGCAGCAACACCGCAGCAAGUGGGCUCUGCAGCAGAAAACGAUAACAUCCCCAGCAGCAGCAACGAGAUGGGCAACAGCAGCAGCAGCAGCAGCAGCAGCAACAGCAACAGCAACAGCAACAGCAACAGCAACAGCAACAUGAGGGACUCUGCCUCUGUCUGCUCUUCUGACCAUGAUCCUCAGCAGCACCACCACCACCACCACCACCACCAGCAGCAGCAGCAGCAGCACCACCCCCAGCAGCACCACCCCCAGCAGCAGCAACAGCAACAGCAGCAGCAGCAGCAGCAGCAGCAGCAGCAGCAGGAGCAAGAGCAUCGUUGGGUAUCAGAGUUUCAACGUAAUUGUUUAAUGGAGGCAGCCGAAGAUGUAUAUAUAUCUUUAUGUGGUUUAGUGAGUGCGGAUGAUGUUGCUUUCUUUUAUAAACAAAAAAUACAACAGCAACAGCAAAAUAUACUACUGCAGCAGCAGCAGCAGCAGCAGCAGCAGCAGCAGCAGAUGCAGAUGCAGCAGAUGCAGCAGAUGCAGGUUGAUUGUAACUCGCAGCAGCAGCAGCAGCAGCAGCAUGCUGCUGCUGCUGCUGCAAAUGGAGGACAGCAGCAGCAGCAACAUCAUGCAGUGCUGCUGCUGCUGCUGCAAAUGGAGGACAGCAGCAGCAGCAACAUCAUGCAGCACUCGGCAGCAACUGCAGCAGCAACAACAACAACUGCAGCAGCAGCAACAGCAGCAGCAGCAGCAGCAGCAGCAGCAGCAGCAGCGAAGAAACUGCUGCUAUACGCAGAGUAG